AUGGCUUCAGGCUCCACGGCGGGAGGUCUUGCCAUGCGUGAAGCUGUGGCCGAUGGCAUUGUUCCUGUCAACUUGGAGCUCGGGGGUAAUGAUCCGGCGUAUGUGCGGCCACAUGCAGAUCUGGCUUGCUGUGCCGUGGAGCGCAUUUACGUUCAUCAAGAUGUUCAUGACCAAUUUGUCAAGGCACUUCAGGACGAGCUCAAGGAUUAUGUUGUCAUCUAUGAAUACGAUUCACACGCUGAUGAAUCACUGCUAAACUUCGACCCAGGUACACCCUUGACCAUCAACGCGCAAAUCUCCGACGCCCUUACCAAGGGCGCCGUAAACGCCACUCCCGAGAACAUGUCAUUUACCAGCGCUUUCAAGGACGGUAACUUUGUUGCGCCUAUCCUGCUCACCAACGUGACGCACGACAUGCAAGUGAUGCGUGAGGAAACAUUCGGACCAGUGAUUCCCGUCGCCAAGGUCAAGGAUGAUGAUGAGGCGGUGCGAUUGAUGAACGAUACCGAGUACGGCUUGACUGCGAGCGUGUGGACAAAGGACAUUGCCCGCGGCGAGGAGCUGAUUGAGCUGCUCGAGGCUGGUACCGUGUUUGUGAAUCGCUGCGACUAUCCAAACCCUGACCUUGCAUGGACGGGUUGGAAAAGAUCUGGCUUGGGCUGCACCUUGGGGCCACGCGGGUAUGAUGCUUUCGUCAAGCUCAAGAGCUACCACGUCAAGGAAAAGCAGGGAUAA
Messenger RNA from Trichoderma aggressivum f. europaeum, 735 nucleotides. RefSeq lists its product as uncharacterized. The record is from RefSeq and is a predicted model, not a curated record. The coding region runs from base 1 to 735 and encodes 244 amino acids. Gene Ontology annotation, molecular function: oxidoreductase activity, acting on the aldehyde or oxo group of donors, NAD or NADP as acceptor. NCBI's taxonomy places the organism in Eukaryota, Fungi, Ascomycota, Sordariomycetes, Hypocreales, Hypocreaceae. The transcript is spliced from 4 exons.